UUCUUUUCUUUUCCAACAUUUUUCCUUAUUCAUUAACCAUUAGUCCUCUAUUUUGUUAACACUGCAACACUACUAAAAAAAUCACACACUUUUCAAUUAAGCAAAAAACAUAAUAACCAAUCAACAACAACAACAAAAUGUGCAGCUCUAAGACCAAAGUAACUGUAGUCAUAGAAUCCUCCAUCAACACAACAACACCACCAAUUUCUAGAAUCAAUGGAAGACCAGUACUUCAACCAAAUUGCAAUAACCAUGUUCCAAAUCUUGAAAGAAGAAACUCAAUCAAAAAAAUAACACCACCACCAAAAUCACUUUCUCCACCACCACUUCCAAACAAGACUACCAGUUCAAUAUUGACACCACCAAUUUCUCCAAUAGCUACAAAGAGAGGAAAUGACAAUAAUGCCCUUAAUUUAAGCUAUGAAAAGAUUGUGAUUCCUAAAAACAUAACAAUGAAGAGUAGUCCAAGUUUGGAGAGAAAGAAAUCAAAGAGUUUCAAAGAAGGGUCAAUUGGUGUUGUUGUUGAAGGUUCAUUGAGUUAUUGUUCUUCUUUGAUCACUGAGUCACCUGGAAGUAUAGCAGCUGGGAGAAGGGAACAGGUGGCACUCAUGCAGGCUCAGAGGAAAAUGAAGAUUGCUCAUUAUGGAAGAUCUAAGUCUGCUAAAUUUGAAAGAGUUGUUCCUAUUGAUCCUUCAAUUACCACUGAAGAGGAGAAGAGAUGCAGCUUUAUCACACCCAAUUCAGAUCCGAUCUAUAUUGCUUAUCAUGAUGAAGAAUGGGGAGUUCCAGUUCAUGAUGACAAGAUGUUGUUUGAACUUCUAGUUUUAAGUGGUGCUCAAGUUGGGUCUGAUUGGACUUCAACCUUGAAAAAACGCCUAGAUUUCAGGGCUGCAUUUUCAGAAUUUGAUGCAGAAAAAGUGGCCAACUUGACUGAUAAGCAAAUGAUUUCUAUAAGUUCAGAAUAUGGCAUUGAUAUAAGCAAAGUUAGAGGAGUUGUUGAUAAUGCUAACCAAAUUUUACAGGUUAAAAAAGGGUUUGGUUCAUUUGCCAAGUAUAUAUGGGGGUUUGUGAAUCAUAAACCAAUCUCAACAAAAUACAAAUUUAGCCACAAGAUUCCAGUGAAGACAUCAAAAUCAGAGAGCAUAAGCAAAGACAUGAUUAGAAGAGGUUUUAGGUUUGUUGGCCCAACAGUGGUUCAUUCAUUUAUGCAGGCAGCUGGCCUAACAAAUGACCACUUAAUCACUUGUCAUAAGCACUUGCAAUGCACUUUAUUGGCAGCUAGACUCAAUAUAGAGCAAUCUCUAUAGAUCCAAUUUCAAAUGAUGAAUAAGGAGCAAUCAUAAGAGAUUCACCCUACAAGAUUUCCAGACAUCAAUUAAAAGUUGUUAUUAUUAUAUAUGCUUAAGAGCAUAUGUAAUAGUUUAAUGUGCUAACUAUAGUAUACUUUUUUUUAAGUUAAUUGUUGUGUAUAAUAUUAGAUAGGCCUAAAAAGUUUCGUUUUUUUUUCUCUCUGAUUUGUGAGGUGUUGUGAGAAUUUUUAAUGAUAAGUUUGAGUGUGCUAAAGUUUAUUCAUUGCAUA
Messenger RNA from Cicer arietinum (chickpea), 1579 nucleotides. RefSeq lists its product as uncharacterized. Gene Ontology annotation, molecular function: DNA-3-methyladenine glycosylase activity. The record is from RefSeq and is a predicted model, not a curated record. Lineage: Eukaryota; Viridiplantae; Streptophyta; Magnoliopsida; Fabales; Fabaceae. Gene Ontology annotation, biological process: base-excision repair.